Molecule: messenger RNA, 756 nt
Organism: Dictyostelium discoideum AX4
Lineage: Eukaryota; Evosea; Eumycetozoa; Dictyosteliales; Dictyosteliaceae
Exons: 3
Coding region: 1-756 (251 amino acids)
Cellular component (GO): endomembrane system
Source: RefSeq, a predicted model, not a curated record
AUGAUUUCGUCAAGUUUAAAACCAAGUGUAUUAUUAUGGAUAUUAGCAAUACUUAUACCAUCAACAUUAAUUACAACAUAUACAUUAACAGUUUUAUUAUUUCAUGGAAUUAGAAGAACAGUUCCCUACAUAAGUGAUACAAUUGAUUUUAGUCCUGAAAGUUGCAUAGGUACCUUUUUUAUUUCAAUUUCAGCAUUUUUAGUGUUCAUAGUUGUAUUUGUAAAACAUUUUUUAUUACAAAACAAUAUUAAUCAAAAUUUUAAUAUUGAUAUUAUCCUUAAUGAGAAUGAAAAUGAAAAAAAGAAAAAUAGAGCAAAAAUGUUAAAUAGAAUUUCAACUUUUUUAGGUUUGAUAUGUGGAGUAUGUAUACAUGGUGUUUCAUCAUUUCAAUAUCAUAAUACCGGUCUUGUCCAUUCAAUAUUUGCAGCAUCUUUUUUUUUUACUGGUUUUAUUUAUAUAUUUACACAAACUUAUUUGGAUCAUAAGUUUAGUAAAUUACCAAAAAGAAUUUUAAUAUUAAGAAGAGUAAUAUCAUUAACAACAUCAGUGUUUAUUGGAUAUAUUAUAUUACAAUUUUUUAUAGAUAAUUUAGCACCAAUUUUAAAAAUUAUAUCAGCAUUAUCAAUAUUUUUUUAUUUAAUAUCAUUUUUUUAUGAAUUUUCAAAAAUUACUAUAAACUUUCAAAUAAAUACAAUUUCACAAAUAGAACACCAAAAAGAAUAUAAUGAAAAUUCUGCAUUAUUAAUUUCACAAUAA